CAAAAACAAUAUGGCCGUCGCUCGAGCAGUGUUUUCAGUAAUAUUUCUACUUUAUUUCGUGUUUAAUACUGAUGGACAGACUAACCAGAGUUUUGUCGAUACUGGAAGUAGUUCAGGUGUGUAUUAAACUAUCGUUUUGUGUGGAAUUUUGGAAAAUGGAAGCACGAAAAAUGUCUAGAAACAUACAUGAUGUAAACAAAAUUUAAUGACAUUACUUAAACUGUCAAAUGACUCUAGCCUUGAGUUGAAUUUUUUUUUGAAAUUUUUUGAGUGUGAUCAGUUGGUAUUGCUACAACACAACAUUUCAAGAAGUAAUAAUAACCCUGACUCCAGGGUACACUUGAAAUUCUAUGCAGGAGAUAAUAAUACAAACCCUUGAUCACGCCAACAUUUCAAAACAUUUUACUUUUGGGACUAAAACCUGUAAUAUUCUAGUGAACUACAAAAAGUUAUCUAUGUUUUAAGUUCCUUUCAACUGCCAAAAACACUGUGUGCUUCCUUCCUUGUUGCCUAGGCAACAACCUUUUUGCAUGUACUUUCUAUUUUACACUAUUGAUGUUCAUUAAUAUUCCGACAUCACAAAACCCAUGUCAAAAUAGACAAUCCUGUGCGUAAGACUGUGAAGUAAUCUCAUGCCAACCUACUGGUCAACGACUUUGAGGUAUAAAUCUCAUGCCAAUACGCUGACAAAUUUUGUAACCUCACACCGGACCAGACUGUAAAGUUUGGAAAUUGUGUGCCAGAGAUUUCGAAAAUUUAAUUAAUAGUAAAUAUAUAGAAAGCAUAAAAAAUGUGCGUGGUGCAGAAAAUGCAGUCUGGACACUGGAGAUAUUUGGUAUGCUCUCUGGUUCUGACUGGAGAGUUUGGUAAUGGCACACCCAAGAUUUCAAAAAUCACAUUUCAUAAAACAUUGGGGUCGUCAGAAAAAAGGUUGGUCAUGAAAGUAUGGUCGUGAACCACAAGAUAUUUUUGGAGGAACCGAGCACCCUUUAAUAUAUCAAGUACUUUUUAUUUUGAGGUUGCAUUUGUGACUUGGUAGUGAAUGGUUGUGAUCCAAAUUGUUGCUGUGAUGUUGACUGUUCAGCAGCCGAUAAAGAAACUUUUACUGAAUGCUCAGAAACCAAGAAUGUUGUGUAUGUAUAAGUCAAUAUACAUGUACACCCAGCCUGGCUCAGUUGCUGCUUAUAAUCUUAGGAGUCGGGAACAAUUAUAGCAGUGAAACAAAGAUUGAAUAUUUUGGCAAACUCUUGAUUGAAUAUCUUGGCAAACUCUUGAUUGAAUAUCGUGGCUUUUUCAUCUUUUUAGUUUUGAUGAUCGAGUUUGUGUGUCAGAUCAAAUGAUUUUCAUCCAAAAUGUUCCAUUUACGACAAAGAAUACUGGGGAUGGAUUGUUUUGCAUUUAUCAUAAUAACAGUAAGUCCUCGCUGGCUAUUAGAUAGCUUUAGCAGGUGUACAAGAUUUGAUAGCAUGUGAGGAAGUUGAAUGUUCUCAUUUCCAUUCAAAUGUUGCUUUAGCAGUAAACAAACAACAAGAAAUAAAGUUUGUAGCUAAUCAUGCAGGCUAAAAUCUUCUACAAAAUUAGCCAAUUCUAUGAGGAACAAUACACAAAUUAAGUGCAAAUAAGUCGUGGAUAAGUGUGGUUAAAAACAAACUCGGUUAAAUUUAAUAUUAAUUAAAUAGACUAUAGAUAUUUUGCCAUGUUUGUUGAUAUCCUGAUUUCCAGCACUCACCCAUGGCCACAAUAAAUAUGCAGCUCAAAAUUUUGGUAGAAUUUAUGCUUUUGCUUUGAAAAAUGUGUCUUUAAUUUCUUUGAAUCAUUUUAAUGGAUUACAUAUCCCACUUCAGACAAAGAUCAAGUGGAGUAUUCAGAUGUGAGUGUUAUAACAAGUAACGAGGAUUUCACACAAAGUGUGAAUGCCAGAAACGUGUAUUCAUAUGGGGCUAGGAACGAUGAUACAGUUGACCAACUAGCGGGUGAGAAUUACAAGGUAACAGUUUCACUUCAAUAUUUGAGUAUAAUAAAAAUUUUAAAUAUUUUUAUAGAUAAAAGACGUGGUGCUGUGUGUAUUCUAUAAUAGACCAGGACUGCUGAGGGGGGUGGGGGCAAAUUGCCUUGGGCCCCCACCUUAAUAGGGCCCCAACUUGAGAGUUGAGAGCGAGAGUGUAAAAUUGAGUAGGUUCUUUAAAUUGGUCAGAGCAUUUUUGAAAUUGAGGGCCCCUAACAGUAGGAUCUCUAGCUUAAAAAUAAUGAUGUCAUGGGGCCCCAGGGAGGAUUUGCCCUGGUAGUAGCAUUAUACAACAUUAGAAUGUUAGGGUUAGUAAUCCAAGUGAGUACCGGUAUAUAUACAUUUUAAGACCUGACCUGAGGAACGAUUGUGAAAAAUGCAGCACAAGGUCCUCUGGUAGGAAAUGAACCUAUGGCCCUGCGAUUCCGGUGCAGCGCUCCAACCAACUGAGCCACAGAGACCAGCUGUAGAGCUGUAACCGUAAGUUCAUGUAUAUAUAGGUAAUCGGUUGUGCGGGUUGCAAACCCUAACAUUCUAAUAUUAAUUCCACUAAGUGAAGUGGAAGAAACAAAUCAUUGAAGCAUUCUACAACAGACUGCCUUGAAUUUUUAUGAAGAACUGUCAUGAAAUAACCGGAAUUUAACAUAUGUUUUGAUAAAUCUGCCCAAAUAUUCUUGAUUUUUCCUAGCAUUAGGCCGAAUUUCCCCAAAUUUCAAUGGUUUUCCAAAGUGUGGGGUGGGGGGAAGUCCCCCCCCCCUGCUCCCUGCCUUGUACGCCUAUGAAGCCAUGGACUGAAUCUAAAUAAUAUGCAUUUCUUUGGUCUUAAUCUUAAUCCAUAUCCUUAACCCUAUUUUGCACGGAACAUGAGGAAAUACCCACGUGAAAAUGAGGCUGUUCAGGCAAGAGUGCAAUAAACAGUACAGCCUAUUGUGGCUUCCUAGGUUGGUGAUAAAAUAAUCCUGGUGUUUUCAAACCAAGUGAAGGGAUAUUUAGCACUUCCAAUCAUGCUUCAUUCUUCAAGUUGCAACGACUACAAUACUGCAGGUAAAUUUAUGUAUCUUCCAGAAAAUUAUGUAUAUUGUAUUGAGUCUAUUUAGUAUUAUACUGUACUUCUAGUUGGGCAAUUGACCACUUGCGUAAUAGACAAAAUUUUGAUCUCAACAAGUCUGGACAAAAAUUUCAUCACAGCUUGAAAGAGCAUCACAAAAUUAGUAAUAUUCCAAAGUUUCGUUGCGAAAUGUUGUAAAAUGCGGAUAAUAUAACCUUGCAAAGUUUGUUAUUUUUCAGUUAUUUUCUAUUACGCAGGGGAAAUUGACAGACCAAUAAUACCCUUUGGGGCUGUCAAUUUCCCGUUUGUAAUACAAAAUGACUGAAAAACGGCAAACUUCGCAAGGCUAUAUUAUCCGCAUUUUACAACAUUUCGCAACGAAACUUUGGAAUAUUACUAAUUUUGUGAUGCUCUUUCAAGCUGUAAUGAAAUUUUUGUCUAGACUUGUUGAGAUCAAAAUUUUGUCUAUUACGCAAGUGGUCAAUUGUUGCUUGGUUAUAGUCGUUAUAAUUUUGAACAGUCUGUGCCAGUCUAGGUCGUGGCAAUUAUAAGAAAGCUUUGCCUUUGGUUUGAUAGGGAUACAACUACCUGAAAAAUAAUUGUAAGUGAAACUUCAAUGCUUCGAGUGAAGGCCCUUAAUUCGUUGGGAAGUUACUUCUUUCAAAACGUUGAAGUUCUCCUGUAUUUUUAAUAACUUCCUAACUACAGUAGUGGUGCACCAGAACCCAGAUUUUUCAGAGUUUCGGUUCCAGCCGGAACUAAUAAAAAAAGCAUGGCCGGAACUGGAACUCUGUUGUUUUCAGAGAGAUAGAAUAUCAAACGUUUUUGUUUCUAACAAAAGUUUACAGUAUGACGAAAUUUGGACUACACAAGGAAAAUAUACACCAUUAACACUUCAUUAUGACGUUCAACGUUUGUCAAUCUUUUUAUUCUAACAUUUGCGAGCUCUCUCCUUGAUGACUUGAAGUGUCUGCCUGUCUGGCAGCGGACAAAGUGACUAUUUAUGGCUUAAUAAAUCAGUUCUGUUUCCGGCCGAAACUUCUGGCCUGAACUUUUUUCCAGUUCCGGCUAGAACAUUAAAAAUUGGUUUCGGUGCACCCCUAUUUCUAACAAAGAGCCUUCAUUUAAAACGUUGAGGUUCUCCUUGUAUUUUUCAGCUAGUUGUAUCCCUAUAUCAACCCAAAGCUUGAUCUUAUAGUGAAUGUUUCAUUUUUUCAGGAUAUUUUCAAGAUGACGCGACAGAAUGUGUGCGAAGUUUCUCUGAUUUGUCCUCAGAGUGUUCUAACUUACCCAUGUUGUCAGCUGCAAGUUAUUACUCAAAUUUUCAAGUGGCAGUGGUAUGCAGUUUAAAAAGUGUCAAUAAUACCAACUCAAUAUAUAAAUUAACAGCCUUUAAAUGGCAAUGUAGCGCUAUUGGCAAUGUGCCCAAUGUGUCCUACGGUACUUUAUUAUUUUACUCUAUUUAACACCAGACAAGUUAACUCGACAAGGCGAGAGGGGUUAAUCAGAUUCUCUGUCCACUAGUGGCAAUGUGCCCAAUGCGCCCUACUUUAUUAUUUUACUCUGUCUAAUGCCAGAUGAUUUUGCUUGUCAAGGGGAGUGUACAGGCACUUAAUGGGUUCACAUCCCAAUUUGUAUUAUUAGCGUGAAAAAGUUUAAUGGUCCCUUAGUUUAAACAGCAUUAAAAUUGGUUCAACCAGAGAAACUUUUAAUUGAAUUUUUGAUGUCUAAUAAUAAUUAGCUGUGUAAAGAGAGUUUACGAUUCACGACACGGUGAGAGAAGACGUGUUAGAAAGGCUUGGUAACUAGCGCGGCCCAAGCCGCCUUAUUCUAUUACGUUUAUUUUGGCGGGAAAAUUAUUGGGUUUUUUUCAAAAUCUUUGUAGUUUUGUUUAAACAUCACAGAAAAUGUAAUCAAAGGCACUACUACAUUAAAAAUCAAAAGUUAAGAAGUUAAAUUCACGUUUUCAAUGUAAAAGUAUUCGAUAGUCAUUUGAAAUUCGCAGCGUAGUGAUCACAACGUGAAAUUGACAAAAUUCGUACCCAGAGCCCUUCUUACGCGCGGUGCGACGAGGGGCUCUGGCCAAAUCCAUAUCAAACUGGCAUCUGAUUGGCUACAACGAAGGUUAUUGUUCUAAUACCGGAUAUAUUCUUUUACCAUGUUUUUAUGGUAUCCGGUUUUGGAUUUGGCCAGAGCCCCUCGUCGCACCGCGCGUAAGAAGGGCUCUGGGUACGAGAAUGGAAUUACACAAGACGCGUUGGCCGCGCUAGUUACCAAACCUUUUUAACACGUCUUCUCUAGCCGCGUUGUGAAUCGUAAACUCUCUCAUUUCUGGAAUACAGCUACAGUAUUGCAUUUUUUGGGAUAUCCUGUAAAUUACAUGAAUUCUAUAUAGGUUCAGUAAUCUAUUGUUACUAUAUUCUCUAGUCUCCACAGGCGUUUUUACUCUCGCGAAACACAACUUCAAAUUCAUCAGCAAGAUCUGGAAGUUUCAACACAUCUCUAUUGUUCACACCUCAGCUGUCCGUACCAUUACUGUGUCGUGACAACACUGGAGUGCUAAAUCAGUGUAGUUUUACUUCACCUUCUGUGCCAGUCUAUAACAUGACUACAAACACGUGUGAGAAUGUCGUCACAGAGGUGAGAUGUUAAAAUGCAUCCUCACAAUUUUGAUAAAUUUGUGUCUAUUCCAUUCUAAUAAUAUUCCAAUAUUAUUAACCCAUUGAGGCACAUCGCACCCUACUCUAUUAUUUUACUCUGUCUAACGCCAGAUUAUUUUACUCUGUCUAACGCCAGACGAUUUUACUCGUCAAGGAGAGAGCGCUGGCACUUAAUGGGUUAAAAUAGAAUAGGUGCAGAUGUUUUUUUAAUAUCCUAAAUUCCUUAAUAUCCUGAAGGAAUUUGAUAUUCGAAUAAUAUUCUAAUAUUUAAUUUAGUAUUUUUGCACAAGUGAAAACAACAAAUCCUACAAGUUGAUUGGUCAAAUUUGACGUAUUAAAUUUGUUAUAUUCACCUACAGGUGAAUAUAACAAAACCGAAAUUUUCAAAAUGGCGGCUAGCCGUUUUGUGGAAGUUACCGAUAAAGAAAUAAGCGAAAUUAAAAUAAAUGCAGUCUUAAAAGCACAAAAGACUUGUGUAAAAAUACUAAAACAAUUAUUCGCCUCAGGCUCGGUGAUUAUCGGGAAAUAUUCACCUCGACUUCGUCUCGGCGAAUAUUCCCCGAUAAUCACCUCGCCUUCGGCGAAUAAUUGUUAAAUAUUCAAAUGAUAUAUUCUAAGCACUACCGUAUUUACUCGUUUAAGCGCCGCGGCGCUCUUUAAAUUUUCAGAGUUUCAGAUGCGGCGCUCAUUCAGGGGCAGCGGUCAAUCGGAGGCGGCGCUCUUUAAAAAAUAUUUUAUUUGUGAAUUAUGACAAGAACUUUUAACUAUAAAAUAGACAAGUUUUAAAAGGUUUUGUUACUAAAUGUCCCCAUUUUGACGGCUGAAAGUUUUUACACUGUUUAGUGCGGCGCUCAUUCGGGGGCGGCGCUCUUUAAAAAAAAAUGAUCUCAAAUGCGGCGCUCAUUCGGGGGCGGCGCUCAAUCGGGGGCGGCGCUCAAACGAGUAAAUACGGUAUUUAAAAGGCGAAGCCGAGUAUCUUUAGGUAUUUUAAAACACUGCUGUUCAUGUUAUAAAUAGUACAUAAAUAAUAAUAUUCAAAUAAUAUUCUAAUUCGAAUAAUAUUCUAAUAAUAUUGUAAUAAUUUUCUAAUAUUAUUCUAAUAAUCUUCUAAUAAUAUUUGAAUAAUAAUUGAAUAUAUACAAUAUUUGAAUGGCAUUCAAAUAUUACUCAUUGCACAUAUAAUAAUAUAGUCUAUAUAGUCUAUUCUAGUAUACUAUACAGUUUUAUAAUACAACCAAUGUUAUACUGUACAUUAACGACACGUCAUUACUGUUGAUGCUCGUCCAAAUACUAAUAUUUUUUCGCCCAAAAAAUUAAAUAUCUUUUUUUGUUUAUAUUAUUUUUAGGUCGCCUAUACAUUUAUUUACUCUAACGAAAGUUCCAACUUGGAGCAACUGAAUGUCUCGUUUGUUCUUGAAAAUAUUCGAGACAAUUUUCUACAGAAAUUUUCGAUCAAAUUUCUCAAGGUAUUUACAGUAAAUAUUCACCAUGUGACGUCCAGUGUGGGUACUGGGAAUGACAGACACAAAAAUGGGCAUGGAAAAACUAUACCGUAAACCUCCGACUAUAAGCCACCCCCGAAUAUAAGCCCCCCCCCCGUGUAUAAGCCCACCACAUGUACUAACGCUCACCUCAUUCCAAAUAUAAGCCCCCCCCCGAAUAUAAGCCCACCCGAACAUAAGCCCCCCGAAUAUAAGUCCCCCAAUUAAUAUAAGCCCAGUAAUCGUUGCUUAAUACACAUUUAUUUCCCUGUUUAUGACUGACUUGUUUAUGUCUGACUUGUUUAUUACUAACACAAAAGAUCGUCCAUGUAUAAGCCCCCCCCGUAUAUAAGCCCCCCUUUGUAUAAGCCCAUCAAAAAUCGCUUACGAAAGUAUAUAAGCCCAGGGUAUACCAUUGUAGAGAAAGUUUUCUGUGGACAUUUCCAAGCCUGAAAAUAAAUUUCCAACGGUACCUGACAAAGUGUCCGGUACCAAAUGAUUGUGCCUGACACUGGACAUUUUGUGCCUAACAAAAAAUAUGAACGCAAUAGAGCAAAUAUAGUUUUCCGUGGUCCUUGAAAUAAAAGAAGCCAAUGAAAAGCUUAGUAACAAAUUUUUUUGAAAUAUAAUGAAAUUUUUUUAAUGCCAGUUACAGACUGUUUCACCAAUAGUUGUAUUAAUAUACUGCCGGACAAACUGUCCGUCAACUAUCCAAUUGUGCCGGACAAUGAUCUUUUCGUACCGGCUUUUCCACGACUUGUUGACAACUUGCUACAAGGUUGUUGAGCUCAACAGACUUGUUACAAUUUGUUCCAACAACUUGUUAUCGUCCUGCAAUUCAACAAUUUGUCAACAGGUUGUGAGUGAAAACCUUGUAGCAAGUUGAUAAAAUAACAACAUUGUUACCAUUCUCGCACCCAGAGCCCUUCUUACGCGCGGUGCAACGAGGGGCUCUGGCCAAAUCCAAAACCGGAUACCAUAAAAAUAUGGUAAAAGAAUAUAUCCGGUAUUAGAACCAUAACCUUCGUUGUAGCCAUUCAGGUGCCAGUUUGAUAUGGAUUUGGCCAGAGUCCCUCAUCGCACCGCGCGUAAGAAGGGCUCUGGGUACGAGAAUGCAUUGUUACAACAUGUUGACUAACAUGACAAGCUUGCUACAAGCCUGUUGCGAACACAUCUUGUUGACAAGUUGUGAGAUUUUUAUGUGUGUAGUCCAGGGCAACUGCAUUUAACCGAGUUCUGGCUCGAUGAGGUUAUUUUUACCUGCUAUUGCGAAUCCAGUGAUCUACUUGCACGCAUGAGCUUUGCCUGUUUUGUGUAAUUGUAGAAAUUAACAGGUUGAUAUACGUGAAACCUUUUCCACAGCAAAACCGUUUCUAAAAUAGAGCAAUUAAAUGUAGAGUAAUGUUUUAAAAGUCAUCACAAAGAUGAACCACUUACUUUGGGAUUUUCUUUCAAUCUCGCAGUUAGGACACUGGGAUUUGGUCUAAAAAAUUUUGGAAAUGGGAUCAACACCCCCGCCCCCACGACCACACCCCCGCCCAACACAUGCCCCCACUCACUCCCUCGACCACUCCCCCACCCACUCCCCACCUCUCCUUUCAUUACCCUCGAUACAAUGGUGGGUUUAAGCUGUGAUGAUUUGUGAUCUUUUUAGGAAGGAAAGGAGGACGUCUUUACGAAAUCUGGAAAUCCUGGAUAUUUAGUUGAUCAACCGAUACUAGCUGGACUUCUACAACAUAAUCUAGCCACAAAUAAGUAUGAUCUUGUAUGGAUUGUGCCAGUGAUGGAUUCGUAUUCUUAUCAAUCCUUCAGUCGAACUAACUCGUGGUCUUUUACUAUUUUCAGGAAAGCUAUCAUAUUAAGUACGAACAGCAAAGAAUGGCUGACUGUUCCCAAGGCUACGGUGGAUGGAUCUUGUAGUUCUGGAGUGAAUGAGCGAUUGUCAGUGACUUUUGAUGUGAACACAAGAUCUGGAUGUAUGAUAAGGUAACAGCAAGGCUACACCCGUAAAAAUCUCACAACUUGUCAACAAGAUGUGUUCGCAACAGGCUUGUAACAAUGCUGUUAUUUCAUCAAGUUGCUACAAGGUUGUCACUCGUAACUUGUUGACAAAUUGUUGAAUUGCAGGAAGGAUAACAAGUUGUUGGAACAAUUUGUAACAAGUCUGUUGAGCUCAACAACCUUGACCUCAAAAGUUAACGUCUGCCCAAGACUGUGUCCGCUAUGGGAACACAUUCUGUUGACGUUGUUCACACAACUUGUCAACAAGAUGUGUUCGCAACAGGCUUGUAACAAGCUUGUCAACAAGUUGUAACAAUGCUGUUAUUUCAUCAAGUUGCUACAAGGUUGUCACUCGUAACUUGUUGACAAAUUGUUGAAUUGCAGGAAGGAUAACAAGUUGUUGGAACAAUUUGUAACAAGUCUGUUGAGCUCAACAACCUUGUAGCAAGUUGUCAACAAGCUGUUAACAACUUGCCAACAGACUGGGAACAAGCAGUGCGAACACAUUCUGUUGACAAGUUGUUGGAACAAGGCUACACCCUUAAAAAUCUCACAACUUGCCAACAAGAUGUGUUCGCAACAGGCUUGUAGCAAGCUUGUCAACAAGUUGUAACAAUGCUGAUAUUUCAUCAAGUUGCUACAAGGUUGUCACUCGUAACUUGUUGACAAAUGUUGAAUUGCAGGAAGGAUAACAAGUUGUUGGAACAAUUUGUAACAAGUCUGUUGAGCUCAACAACCUUAUAGCAAGUUGUAACAGGCUGUUAAAAACUUGCCAACAAGUUGGGAACAAGCAGUGCGAACACCAGGGCCGGGGGGGGGAUUAGGUCACAAACAUUUUUUCCGGACAUACCAAAAAUUUUUCCUAAUAUACUGUAAUUUUCGCAAACAUACAAAAAAAAAUUUCCGGAUAUAUCUUAAUUUUCCACAAAAUACUUUCUCAUGCCCUGAGAAAUACCUGAAUUUACCUGAAAAUCUUCUGGAAAUCUACCUGAAAUCGGCUCAUGAGCAACAUCCCCCGGUCGCUACGGCCCUGGCGAACACAUCCUGUUGACAAGUUGUUGGAACAGUAUUGCUGCAAGUCUGCUGCAGGUUUGUUACAAUUUGUGCAUUUUCACAUUUAGACUCAACCGGACAUCUGAUUGUUCUUUACUGCAAGACAUGGUCUACGCUGCUUUACUUGGCACCAGUCCUCCAGACUAUGUCGCGAGUUUUGGUAAUUCAGAUGUCCAGAAUGCCGCUGAUUGGGUGAAAAUCAUUAAUGAUAAACCUGCGAAUACGGUAGGUAAAUUAUUCAUUCGAGUGAGACGCCAACACAAUCUUGAUAUUUAUACAUAACCUAUGCACGUAUAUAUACACGAUUCAUGCCAUUUAAAUUACGAAUGUGCCUUUUGUUAUUUGCAUGUGUGUGUGUGUGGGGGGGGGGCUGGGGUGGGGGGGGGGGCGUCAAGUAUAAUUGUGUUAUCCUCAAGGGGCAAAAUUUCAGCAUCUAAUUUUUCAUUUCAAAUCUCAGCCCCAUCCCCUGUAAUUAAUGACCGGUCCCUUAGAAUCGAAUUGCAAGUCCCUUCAAUAUAAGUCCUGAAGUGUCUGUUAUUUUCGUUUUCAGGCCAGUGGUAGUGGAGGCGUGUGCUCCGAUAUGGUUCUUGGUAUGAGCAUUGAAAUAUUGUUUGCUAAUGUUGGGUAUUUGGCAAACCCACAAGCCAAGGUACAGUAUCAUGGAUACUCUGCAGUCUUCACAAUUUCAAAAAAAAUAUGUUCGUAAGGCGAAAAAUUGUUCCGCACCUUGUAACCAAUAAUCUAAAUAGUUGUAAAGCCAUUGUAUGCAAUAAAGUAUUGGGUUGCAAUGGGUGUACGAUUACAAUAACCUUAAUCCAAAUGGUAAUGCUAAUCUCAACCCUAACCUCUUACCCUAAAGUUGAUAACCCCCCCCCCCCCCCCCCGCAAAUGAUAACGCUGGAAAAAGGUGUGUGGUCUUGAGCUCAAUCAGUGAACUGAGUUAAAUGCUUUCUUUACAGAUUAUCGGAGUACGUUUCAAAUAUGAACAACCUCAGGAAAUCGUUUAUCAGGUAAGACCCUACCUCGGACCCUACACUAAAGGUAUAUACCGAGUGGCCAAAAAGCUAUACACUGUUUGAUUUAAUAUAGCAGAAAAACUAGGUAUUUCAUUCGGUAUUUCAUUGAAGCCAACUUAAAUUUCAAAUUAUUUCCCAUUGAAUUUUCAAUUUUGCAAUCUCGCAAGCCGAUUUUGCAAUCUCGCAGCUUACAAUAUUACUAAUAUUUCUUAUGACAAACGCCUAAGAAACAUAACUCGUGGGACAACGUCGUGAGGCCUUCGCAUUAACAAACUAUCGAUUUGGUGACAUGCAUUUUCCUGCCAGGCAAUGUACUUUAGGACGAAUUGUACUUAAGUUUUUUCAGAAAUAUUAUAUUUCAAAUAAAUAUGCCGUACAUGCGGUUUUUACCACAACUAAAACAAUAACAAGCUUACACCAUAGAUAUCUCAUAUACACUAGAUAGCGCAUCUCUUUUAGUAAAAUUGAAGCCAAGAAUAUUCCAGCUGUUACCCCCAUUUGAAUAGAUAGCGGUCAUGUUGGAGUUUCCCACUCGCUAAUUCGCUAAUAAACGCUUGAAAAACAACAAUAACUUUCAUCAUUUGAAUAGUUUGAAAAUGUAUUUGGAAUACGUUUAACUUAAUGUUUAAGUUCCCUGUUUAAGAAAUAGAAAACAUACGAUUCUUCUCAUUUCAUGGGAAUAUCCUGAGUCUGCAAUCACGGCUUCAAUUUUUGAAUUGCAGAAUAAUUAGAUGCACUAUCUAAGUCUAUCUUGUGUAUAUAAAAUAUCUAUGGUUUACACAUGUAGAUUUCAUAGGCUAUUUUAUGCCAAUGUUUAGCAUUGUCAAAAAUGUUUGUUCGAUUUAAUACAUUGAUAUCUCAGUUAUUGAUUUCUUUAAAAUUUCUUCAAUUUUAGUGUAUUGGUCAAUUUUGCCAAGGCAGUGGUUCGGCAAGUCAGUAUGUUGAAGUUGUCUCGUCGGUAUCAUUCAUCGAUAUCUCCCAACCACCGAUAUCUGAUCAAAAAUCUCUGCCAGAAUUCCAAUCUAAAGCACCUUCAGAUUUUUUUCAUCCGUUUCUCUGAAGAAUUCUUGGACUCACGUGGGGUGCACGUGAUGAAAUCAUCUCGUCACGUGACAAGUUGAUCUAUCAUGUGAUGUGAACAUGAUGUUCACGUGUUCAAAUCAUGUUAUCACGUGGACAAAUCAAUUUAUCAUGUAAUGUCUACGUGGUGUGCAUGUGAUCAAAUCGUGUGGUCACGUGGGCAAGUUGGAUUAUCAGGUGAUAAACUGAUAAAAGGCAAGACUCAAGACUCCAAUUUGGAAGCGUCUAUGGAGAUAUUUGUUAAUGUGAAUCUCUCAAAAAUGGUAAAGAUCUGAACACAUGAACUAAUUACGCUAUCACAUGGACGUUUCAUGUCCUGUGUAUCUAUGUCAUGGUCAAGAAGAAAGAUCUCACGUGAUGGAUUCGAGCAUGGUUGGAUUACUUAGUUGGAUAAGAUGGAUUGCAAAUUAUUUUGCCAUUGUUUUUUUCUUGCUGUUAGAACUCAUUUAAUGACAAUAUAAUAUAUCCGGCAACUUUGGCAGUGAAAACUUGAUAAAGAUGAGCUACCAACAAUUAUAUUUUGGGGUUAGUGGCACCCCUAAAUAGACCACAAUGCAUUGUAAUUUCGAGAUUAAGGUCAAUCGGCUGUUUUACUCCAGUAGAACUCCAGUUACGUAUAUAACCCAU
This is a messenger RNA of Paramuricea clavata, 12971 nucleotides long. NCBI's taxonomy places the organism in Eukaryota, Metazoa, Cnidaria, Anthozoa, Malacalcyonacea, Plexauridae. The record is from the annotation of a GenBank genome assembly.